Impatiens glandulifera is the source of this 2931-nucleotide messenger RNA. RefSeq lists its product as uncharacterized. The record is from RefSeq and is a predicted model, not a curated record. Bases 472 to 2682 code for a protein of 736 amino acids. The transcript has 3 exons. Gene Ontology annotation, molecular function: zinc ion binding. NCBI's taxonomy places the organism in Eukaryota, Viridiplantae, Streptophyta, Magnoliopsida, Ericales, Balsaminaceae.
CCAAUAUUUUGACCUAAAUACCCCACGUCUCUCUCCUUACCCUUCUCCUUACAAUUCCCAUCUCAUCCCUGACGACGCCUCUUCCCUCUUACCCCUGUAAUUCUCAUUCUCCAUCUCUGCCCUCGAGACUCUCUUCUCUCUUUCCGAUUUACCCCUUCGCCCCUCCCCUUCCCUUCUCUCUCUAUAUCCCAUAAACCAACUGAAUUACCCGCCAAUUUCUCUCCCCUUUAAGCUUCUUUUGCCGUGCUUAAGAUUGUGGAUUCUUUCUCUGUGAUCCACGCUUGUUUGGCUGAUCGGAGCUUCUAGGGUUCCCAAGUCAAUUUAAGUUCAGACGAUGAUCAUUUGGAGCUGUUUAUGAAGAAAUUGAUGUUUAUUAGAUUCUCUUGACCACUGACUAGGGGUUCUUUCAGCAAGUGUUUGAUAGGUGGAAACUUGAACUGAGUGAGGACUUGUUCUAGUAUUUUUGCUUACAUGGCUAACCGUGAUUUGAUGCUCGACAAAAUUCAUCUGCAACAAAACCACCAGCAGCUAGAUUUAGCUCAUAAUCACAAUCUGGUUCUUGGCCAGAACAAUGAAUUGGAACUAGGGCAGGAUCACGAUCAAGAAUUGGACUUGGGUCAGGUAGUUGAUCAUGAUAUGGAUUUAGGGCAGGGUGAUGAUGGUCAUGGCUAUGAACAUGAACAUGAAAAUGGGUCUGUGGACAGGAAGCCUGAAAGUCAAAGUCAUGAAGUGGUUCUUCAUUCACAUGGCCAUGAGUUAGCGAUAGUUGAGAACAAUGAAUUGGUUAUUUCAGACACCCAAGAACUUGACGAAAAUAUUGAUGAACUGGCUUUGGAUCACAACAAUGAAAUGGGGAUUGAACUCGUUAAUGAGAUGGAUAACGACGAAAACCACCUUGUUAUAUCGCCUAUUCUCCAACAACGCAUGCUUGCUUCAAGCUCAAGCUAUGAACUGCAAGUUGGCCAAGAAUUCCCAGACGUGAGAAGUUGUCGAAGGGCACUGAGAGACACAGCUAUCGCCCUUCACUUCGAAAUACAAACAGUAAAAUCAGACAAAACUCGAUUCACAGCUAAAUGCUCUAGUGAAGGAUGCCCGUGGCGUAUACAUGCUGCAAAGCUUCCGGGUGUACCUACCUUCACUAUAAGGACGAUCCAUGAUUCCCACACGUGUGGAGGAAUAGGUCAUCUUGGCCAUCAACAAGCCUCGGUUCAAUGGGUGGCAAACUCUGUAGAGCAACGCCUCAGAGAAAACCCUAAUUACAAACCGAAGGAGAUACUCGAAGAGAUUCAUCGUAUGCACGGAAUCACAUUGUCUUACAAGCAAGCCUGGCGAGGGAAGGAGCGAAUCAUGGCAGCCAUGAGGGGAUCGUUCGAAGAGGGAUAUCGUCUUCUUCCCCAAUAUUGUGAGCAAGUUAAACGAACCAAUCCCGGGAGCAUUGCUUCUGUUUACUCGAGUCCAACUGAUAACUCCUUUCAAAGGCUUUUUGUGUCAUUUCAAGCCUCUAUAUUCGGAUUUCUUAACGCCUGUCGUCCUUUAAUUGGUCUGGAUAGAACGUAUCUUAAGAGUAAAUACUUAGGUACGUUGCUCCUUGCUACGGGAUUCGAUGGAGACGGUGCUUUAUUCCCUUUGGCCUUUGGGGUUGUUGAUGAAGAAACCGAAGAAAAUUGGAUGUGGUUCCUGUCCGAGCUUCACAACUUGCUCGAGGUCAACACAGAGAACAUGCCAAGACUAACCAUUUUGUCGGAUAGGCAAAAGGGCAUUAUCGACGGUGUGGAGGCGAAUUUCCCAACUGCAUUCCAUGGUUUCUGCAUGCGUCACUUAACUGAGAGCUUCCGUAAGGAGUUUAACAACACAAUGCUUGUCAACCUCCUAUGGGAACUCGCCUAUUCCCUCACCAUUAGGGAAUACGACUUGAAAAUGGCCGAGAUUAAUGACGUCUCGCCCGAUGCAGCUUAUUGGAUCAAACGUAUCCCGCCCCGGCUAUGGGCUAGUGCUUAUUUCGAAGGAACGAGAUUCGGACAUCUAACAGCGAACAUAAUUGAAUCGCUCAACACCUGGCUUCUAGAAGCUUCUGGCCUCCCGAUCAUCCAAAUGACGGAGUGUAUCCGGAGACAACUCAUGACUUGGUUCAACGAGCGACGAGAAACGAGCAUGCAGUGGACAUCGAUCCUUGUCCCGACAGCGGAGAGACGCGUAGCCGAAGCCCUCGAUCGGGCGCGAACGUACCAAGUGCUGAGAGCGAACGAGGCCGAGUUCGAAGUAAUAUCUCACGAGGGAACUCACAUAGUGGAUAUACGAAACCGAUGCUGUCUAUGUCGGGGAUGGGAACUUUAUGGUUUGCCCUGUGCUCAUGCGGUUGCGGCUCUUCUUUCGUGCAGGCAAAAUGUGCAUAGGUUUACAGAGAGUUGUUUCACAGUGGCGACUUAUAGGAAGACGUAUUCGCAAACGAUCCAUCCUAUUCCGGAUAAGACACUUUGGAGGGAGCCGACCUUUGGAGGAGAAAUGAAUGCUAAUAAUGCAAUUGAGGUUUUCGUUAACCCGCCGAAAUCACUUAGGCCUCCUGGGAGGCCGAGGAAGAAGAGGGUGCGGGCGGAGGACCGGGGAAGAGUGAAGCGAGUGGUGCAUUGUAGUCGUUGCAACCAAACUGGGCAUUUUAGGACUACUUGUGCAGCACCCAUUUAGCUUUGUGAGGAGUAGGUGAGAUCAUGGUUUAAACCUCUUUUCUUUGAUUGAAUGUUACUAAAUUUGGUUGUAUGCUAGUUGAUAUACAUGAGAGAACAGAGUUAGGAUUUUUAUUAUUAUUAUUAUAGUAGCAAUAAUUACUAUUUGAUGCUAUACUUUUGUAUUAGUGGUUUCUAUUGAUUGGAUUAUAUUUCAGGUUUUGAUACAAUUUGUUAUGUUAGAAGUUAUGAUUUGUACAAGUUGUUGAUC